This is a messenger RNA of Peniophora sp. CBMAI 1063, 495 nucleotides long. Lineage: Eukaryota; Fungi; Basidiomycota; Agaricomycetes; Russulales; Peniophoraceae. The record is from the annotation of a GenBank genome assembly.
AUGUUCGCCAAGACCCUCACCUCCCUCGUCCUCCUCGCCGCGGCCUCUUCCGUGAGCGCACACGCCAUCUUCACGCCCGCGAUCGGCAUCGUCGGCCGCACCGCCGUCCGCGCGGACGUCGAGCGCGUCACCGCGGCGGCGCCCUGCGGGCCCAACGUCGACGUCGCGUCGGCCGUCCCCGACAGCACGCCCGUGACGCUCAACUCCGACGGCACCUUCACCGUCACCGUCACCGACUUCAACGGCGGCGCUGACGGCUCGCGCGCCGUCGGGUCCGCGACGGUCGACCCCACGGCCACUGGCGCCUCGUUCCCGAUCACUGCUACCGUUCUCACGAACGGCGACCCCGCACCUGUUGCUGUCGGCUCGGACACGAUCGUCCUCGAGCUUCCGUCCGGCACGACGUGCACGGGCGGUAGCGAUGGCGCGUCUUGCCUUGUCGCGCUUGCUACGACUGCCAACUUCGGUAACUGCGUCCUUCUGAGCACCGCCUAA